Octopus sinensis (East Asian common octopus) is the source of this 1928-nucleotide messenger RNA. Its product is annotated as peroxisomal membrane protein PMP34. Gene Ontology annotation, molecular function: NAD transmembrane transporter activity; ADP transmembrane transporter activity; coenzyme A transmembrane transporter activity. The record is from RefSeq and is a predicted model, not a curated record. NCBI's taxonomy places the organism in Eukaryota, Metazoa, Mollusca, Cephalopoda, Octopoda, Octopodidae. The coding region runs from base 105 to 1043 and encodes 312 amino acids. Gene Ontology annotation, cellular component: peroxisomal membrane. The transcript has 9 exons.
GGAUUCUUUUUGUUUUUGUUUUUUUUUUCCUCCUUGUUUAAUUCCAAGUCUCAAAUAAGUUAACAGCUUAUUGACGAAAGGAUUCGGAAUUUUGUUUUCCUUAAAUGUCGUUCAUAAAUGAAAUACUGUCCUACAGAACCUUAGUGUAUGCUAUAGCUGGGGCUACCGGUGGUGUUAUAUCAUUAGCCAUUUGUUAUCCGCUUGAAACUGCAAGAACACAAAUUCAAGUUGAUAAUGAUGGCCAAAAGAAAAAAACGUUUCCUCUCUUAAAGAAAAUUGUUCGUGAAGAAGGAAUUUUUGCAGUCUAUCGGGGUUUCUGUUCGACAAUGCUCACCCUGUGGUCCUCUUACUUAAUAUAUUUCUAUGUAUUCAACACCCUUAAGAACAUAGUCCCCACAGACAAGCAGAACUGGUUUUCUCUGAAAUAUCUUCUAUUUGGCUAUUUGGCAGCUGUAGUCAAUGUGCUGAUAACUACACCUUUCUGGAGUGCUUCAACCCGAUUAAGGAUGCAAGGAGUAAAACUUGAUAGCCCAAAAUUUAAAUAUAACAAACAGAAACAACUGUAUACUGGCAUUUUGGAUGUCAUCCAUGAUGUUAUCAAGAGAGACGGUUUUCUUAAUUUGUGGAAUGGAAGCCUAGCAUCUUUUGUUUUAGCCUCAAACCCUGCCAUCCAGUGUCUUUUUUAUGAAACUCCCAAAAGAUAUCUUCAACAUGCUUCAGGAAAACAGGAACUUAAUGGUGCUGUGUAUUUCUUUCUGGGAGCUUUCUCGAAAAUAAUUUCCAACUGUAUCACUUAUCCUCUUCAAGUUGUUGAAUCCAAACUCAGAUGUGGUCUUGAAAGAAAAGAAAACCAAACAACAUGGAAAGUGUUACUUCAUAUGAUCAGAUUUGGAGGAUUCUCGUCACUGUACAGUGGAUUUGAAGCCAGACUACUUCAGAGCUUUCUUAGUGGUGCCAUUACCUUUCUACUGUAUGAGAAAAUAUCAGUGUUUGUAUUUAAAUUAAUGGGUAUCAAAUACCAGCUUGCUGAACAUCUGCAAUAAUGAAUGUCAAAAUUGUUUUUGCCUCAGAUCAGCUCUGUUUCAAGCAGACCUGUUACCAAAAGUAGUCCAAUUGUGACUAUAUUCGUUUGGGGAAUAUGUUACACUACAUUAUCUAAUAUUCUUUCCUUAUUUAAUAAGGUUAGAUAUGAUGAUUUGAAGGAGAAUUGGUUGUUAUUUCUAGCAGAGCUAGUGACCACCUAAUGGCUUGCUUGUUUGUUCAACUCACAAAUUUCUCUUAACAUUCCUUUCCAUUAUUAUUUUUGGUAAGUUCAAUCUAUUGCAAUACUUCUUAUCCAUAAUUUCAGUUCUAACAAGUUUAAUAUUAUGCUUCCAUAUUUGGUUUUAUUGAUGUCUUCCUAUAGUUCACUUCAGUUUUCUUCUCGCUCUCAUUUAAUCUUCCACUUUUAUUCCCUCAUUUCCACCAGAGAUACUCUUACAUUCCAUUCCUCAUCUAUUCAAUUUGUUUACUCAUUCACCACAGUUAUAUUAAGUCUUGUCCUCCACUCUCAUUAAGACCAAUGUACUGUCCCCGUUCUCUCCUCUCAUUACUUUAGUUCACAUACUUCCUCCUCUCUUAAUCUAACCCUCCAUUCAGUCUCAUCUAACUCUCCACUCAUAAUGAGUGUCUUAUAUAACUCUCCACUCCACUCAUGUUGAGUGUCUUCUAAUUCAUUCUUACUGAAUUUAAUCUAACCCCUGUUAACUGAAUCUCAUUUGACUCUCUACUGCUGCACAAUGUUUUCUGACUUUCUCUUACUACAGAUUCAAUUCUAUUCAGCUUAACCUUUCUCUCUUAUUACCCUGAGUCUGUUGCAUUUGUUGUAAUACCCAACUUCAAUUCUGUUGAGAAAAAUUAUCUAACCUUAUAGUCCAUAAUUCUAUAAA